Molecule: messenger RNA, 684 nt
Organism: Rotaria sp. Silwood2
Lineage: Eukaryota; Metazoa; Rotifera; Eurotatoria; Philodinida; Philodinidae
Source: the annotation of a GenBank genome assembly
AUGCGUGAAUUGGAAGAGAAACUUCGACAAAUUGAACAACUUUAUACUGAUCGUAAAAGUGAAGAAUAUUCUUCAUUAAUUUUAUUACGUGAAGAAAUAGCAAAAUUAGCAGAAGAAAAUCUAACACUUAAUCCAUCUUUAAAUGAUUCUUUAACAGCUAAUGUUAUAUUACAGAGUGAUUUACAAUCAUUUAAAACUCAAUUAAAUGAACGACAAACAAUGCUUUUACAAGGAAAACAAUUAUCAUCAAGUAAUUAUCGGGACAAAGAAUCAUUACAAACAAAUGUUCGCCAUCUUAUAUACAUUUCACUUGAUCAUACUCAUCUUAAGAGAUCGUCUCAACAUCGAUCAUCGAGACGACCGGUCAACAAUGCACGUUCAUCAACAAAACAUGCAAUUAAUCAUUCACUAGCAAUCACUCAAUCACCUGCAACAAAACAUAGUGAUGAAUUUCGUAGCAUUGCAAAAUCAUAUUUUCGUCGAUGUGAUGGCGUUAUUCUUGUUUAUGAUUCAACAUAUGAGCGUUCAUUUUUAAAUAUUCGAGAAUGGAUUAAUACAAUAACAGAUGCAACACUGAAAAAAGUUUCUGUUAUGAUUGUUGCAAAUAAAAUUGAUUUAAGCGAUCAAAUACGAGCAGAAGGAAAAUUCUUUCAAAAUUAUGUGUUACAGUUCUUUUUUUCUUAA